This is a messenger RNA of Gadus chalcogrammus (walleye pollock), 1137 nucleotides long. RefSeq names its product DNA topoisomerase 2-beta-like. Bases 342 to 749 code for a protein of 135 amino acids. Lineage: Eukaryota; Metazoa; Chordata; Actinopteri; Gadiformes; Gadidae. The record is from RefSeq and is a predicted model, not a curated record. The transcript has 7 exons.
AGAAAGAACCGUCUGGGCCGCACGAAGAUCCUGACAAAGAGAUACCCGGUCCCUUACCCGACCUAGUUGUAGGCCUAUCUGUGGUUUCAGGGUCUCCACAAACCUGUUAGGAACCCCACCCAAACGCCCUGUUCUGAAUCCCCAGCUCCACACCCUCCAAACUCCAUGUGGUUCAGCCCGAGUGUUUUAUUCACGGUGUCAGAGGCCUGACGGAGAGGUCCAUUACAGAGGCAGUGAGGCUCAUUGCUGGAGUGGUGUUGUCUCUACGGGAUAAAUCAUCAGUAGGCGUACGUGACAAAGGCCCACCAUAGACACAAGUUAAAUGAGCUUGCGUUCUGGAGAUGGCUCAUGAAGAAUCUAUCGAACACAGCUCCUUAUAUGAAUCCUCUGAUCCAUUUCCUGCCCGGCUGCCCUUCAGCAAGAAGAAGCGUGUGGAAUGUAAGGCCUGGAUUACCAACUUCACGAUGAAGAACACAACCCGUCCGGGAGUAACUGUACAGCCAGGCCUCCUACAACUGCUUGGUCAACAAGGAGCUGACCAGUGCAACGAGAGGUCCAUCCCUCGGUUGGUGAGCGGUUUCAUGCCGGGCCAGAGGAAGGUGUGUCUCAGGAGGAAUGACAAGCAUGAGGUGAAGUUGUCAACAUGCGACUCUGUGGUGCCUCCAUCAGGACGGAGACAGGAAGAAGGGCAGGUCUACGACUGUGAAGCAGCCCAACGGCAAGUAGGGCUGGGAGUGAAACAACAAUAGUUGUUGUUAAUGCAGCAUCGUCGAUUAACCAGGAACAUACAGGUGUCAAAUACCCAUAGAAAACACUCCAUGGCUUGCUCUGCCCCUGUUAUAACUACAGCUGCUGUAUGUAUGUAGCAUAGAAUACGGUCUCCCCCCAUCGGAUGCUGGUUUUUCCAAGAACAGGAGACCAUGGAUGCAGUGCACAAAAACAAUGUUGUUUGCCGGUUCUGAGGCAGCAUGGACAGAUAAAACCCUGUUUCUGUAUUUUUACACAAUGUUGUUAGAAUUGUAUGAUUUAUCAUUCAGAUCUUUCUUUAUAGGGCCCUUAUGCAGACUAAAAGGGCAUGUAAAAAUAUGUUGAUAUCGACACAGUAUUGGGGGGCUUUACUGUAAUAAAGUACUUUUG